This is a messenger RNA of Drosophila erecta, 5812 nucleotides long. RefSeq names its product protein telomere ends associated (gene tea). The coding region runs from base 147 to 5798 and encodes 1883 amino acids. The record is from RefSeq and is a predicted model, not a curated record. The transcript is spliced from 11 exons. Lineage: Eukaryota; Metazoa; Arthropoda; Insecta; Diptera; Drosophilidae.
AAAUACUUUCAGAAUUUUGCUGCACGGUCAUACUGUAAUAUACAGCCUGGUUUAUUUCGUAGUAUUAGAAUGCGCCUACAUUUUUAAGUUGAUAUUGUUUACGAUCGACAACAAAUAAGCCUACUUUUAUAAAGCAAGUGAGCAACAUGUAUCCAGUGUCCUUUGCGGCAUUUCAAAAGUUAGUCGUUAAUUUGUCUGAUAUUGCAAGUGAGUUGAGAAUUGCAAAUGGAAACAAUAAAACGGUGGCCGAGUGGAGCAGAUGGUACUACCAAGAGUUCUACCGGAAUCCCAGCAUACGGGCACGGUUCCCAUACAAGGUGGCGCCGUGUCCCAGGCGGACACGCAACAACUUGCUUAAAGUACCGGAGCCAGGAGCAAUGCCACAAAACGAGAUAACAGACGUAGUAACUGCAGGACCAUCUCAAGUGGAGCAACCCGCAACCGACGUCCUAGUUCAAGGCAGCCAGUCUGAAACCGCGAAACCCAACGAUGCAGUUCAAGGCGUCACAGUUGAAUGUGAACCAUCAGGAUCGGAAUCUCUCGACGUUAUUGUUGAUGUGGAUAGAUGUGGCACUUUUCUUUUUCCUGUAUCCUUUCAAGCAUUCGAAAAGUGCAUCAACAAAAUGUUACUAUUCAAAAUAAUUGUCAGGAGCAUAGAACACUGCCUGGUCCUUCUGUCCGAUGAUGAGUGUCGUCGUCGUACACUGCAGAAGUUCUACAACCGCUUUUACAUGUAUCCAGAAAAGCGAUCUUCAACGAACAUCUUCAAUAAAUCGACUGAAAUUCCUUUGAAUAAGUUGCUCGAACCUGGCAAACCGCUGGACAAAAAAGCGAUCAAGACUAUGGCUGAGCUCGCUGCAAUGAAAACCCUUAAGAACAAUUCCAUCGUCAGCCUCGAGCUGUUUAAGAGGAAUAUGGCAAACUUAUCGGACAUUGUGGAGCAAAUGCAGCUGCUUGACGAUAAUUAUGCGAGCAAGGACGUCCAUGAGUGUGCCCUAGACUAUUACCUGGCGUUUUACAUCACUCCGAGGAUACGAUAUAAAUACGUAUACAAACUUAAACCUUGUACGUCUGCUAUGAAGGAAUGCAUGCUGUCCAUUCUCGGCAAAGAUGUGGCGGAGAAGCUUAGGCAAAGCUUGCCCCAGUUAGCUAAUCCCUCGCCAGGACUUGACUCGCGCAGGUCAAAGACUUUAUGUAUUAGUGAAAGACAAGGUUCAUUAAGUUCUCAGAAUACCAAUGAGUCUUCACAAAUCCAAACUAAUCUCAGCACGGAGUUUGCCCAAGAACCAAGUGGCGGUCUGUCCCACUUGUCUGCUCCUACCCCCGAUCACGAGCUGCGUGUCUCCAAAUCUCCCGAGAAGAGUGCUGCAGAAGCUAGUAGCACGAAUAAAGGCCAAUUGUGGCCACAUAAUACCUUAGAAAUUUCCCAAAACCAAUCUAAACUCAGGAACGAUGACAACAAUGUAAGCAGCGAAAGAAGUCCGCCCGCAUUAGCUACUGCAUCGCCAGAAAGCGAUCUGCACAGGUCCAAAGCUGCCGAUAAGUCAGCUAAAGUUCCAAGUCCCCAAGUCCAACCCCACCAGAGCAAGAGUGUUGCCGAAGAACAAUCGCACAGCGCGCCCCAGUUAGAUACUGUAGCACUAGGAUCUGAACUGGUCAUGUCCAAGACACCCGAGAGGAAUGCUUCGAAAACCAAAGCUUCUGACGAGACCCUAACAAGUCCUGAAGAGAGCAAGGAUACUUCCGAAGUACCAGAGGCCUCCUUUGUGACGGAUGUUGAAGUGGACCUUAAAAAACAUGGGCGCUUUAUUUUUCCCGUUUCUCUUGAAACGUUUCGGCAUUAUAUUAACUAUGACGAGAUUAUCCGAUCAAUUCUUGUAAAUAAUCACAUUAAAGACGAACAUCAACUGUCAAAAUUAAUUUCUGAUCCUUCGAAUCCACAAUGCAAAAAAUUUUUCCGUCAGUUUUAUAAUAAAUUUUAUGCACGCAACGAUGUUCGUCAAAGAUUCAAGUAUAAAUUUAAUUGCCCUGAUCUUAAGUUGCUGGCUAAGCUAACAGAAAAGGCUAAGCCGCUGGAUGAGAAGGCCCUUUUAACAAUAAUUCGAAAAGAUAAUAGAAGAACCACGAUCGAACCUAAAUGUCAGGUACCUCAUGCGCCGGAAAAAGCACCAGAAAAUUGUCAACCAAAUCCCAUUUCUUUAGAAAUGUUCAAAAGUCAUGUGAGCAAUCUGGAUAAUAUUGUUAAUGAGAUGCAAAAAACCGAUAAGUACAAAGAAAAAAGCAAAGAGGAGGUUAUUCAGGAUUACUAUAUGGGCUUUUAUUCUGGACCAGAGAUGAGGGAGAAGUUCGCUUGUCGAUUUAAACCAUGUCCAAGCAAUAAGCUAAAACAAUUGCUUAGUUUUCCAUCGAAAAACAAGGAGGCAAACCCAAACGAUCCAAAUUACCGGGUGGCUUGUACCACAGAAUACCCAAGCGAGGAAAAUUGCCUGCAGUCAAACAACCAAGACGAGUUUGCUAUAACCAGGAAUGUGAAACAAACAACUGAAAAUAUUGCCAAAGAGAACAGACCAAGACUUGAAAACGAAAAUAGAGUAUCCAGAAGAACAGUUAACUUUACUGACGAAGAUUGUCCGCUAUAUCCUAUAUCCCUAGAGGUGUUCAAAAGUCAUUUGAGCAAUCUAGAUUAUAUUGCUAAAAAAAUGCAAAAGUGCGUUGAGUAUAGAGGAAAAUCCAAGGAUGCGGUUAUUCGGGACUACUACAAAGGCUUCUAUUCUGGACCGGAGAUGAGGGAAAAGUUCGCUUUUCGAUUUAAGCCAUGUACCGGCAAUAUGCUACAAGAAUUGCUUAGUUAUCCAGAGAAAAAUGAGAAUGGUUGUGUACAGGAAAAAGAUUGCUUGGCGACGAGUACCACCGGAAAGGAAAGUUGCCUUGAGUCGAAUAGGAAAACGACGUUAGGGGUUCGCAGAAAUGCAUUAGAAAUAUUAAUGAAAAGAAAAAGAACUGAAAUCCGUAAAGAAACGAUCAACAAGCCGAUGAGUACACAAAGCCAGUCUCAGUUACAACCGGAGCCUAUCCCUGAAGACGCAUUAGAUGUCCCGGAAGCUGUCACUGAGCCGAAGCUUGAAGAGCAAGGCAUAAAGUCAGAGGACGUCCAGCAUGAACUAGCCGUUACGGAACCCUCAAAAGAUUGUAGUCAACGAAAUGCUGAGAGGCUUUCAGAACUAUCGAGCAAACAAAAGAUCGAAUGGAAUUAUAAGGCCCAUAACUUUCUGGAAAAAUUGUUUAAUGGUAUCACCUGCCCAGUAAGACAAGCUUCUUUAUUACAACAAUAUGAAAGGUACUCCGUAUCUCAAGAAAACAAAAAUACGAAUAUUAAUACCAAUGCCGGCUAUGUUGUUUCCGACGCUAUUGCUGCUGAAGACAAUCAGCCACAAUCGGAUUUAAAUUCAGUGGACUGUGAAGAUGACCGCAUGGAUCAAACAACAGCAACUGGCACACAAGCAAACGAAAUGCAUACAAAUCCUUCUGACCGGAAAGCGUUGGAACAAAUUACGAAGCCAACGAAAGAAAGCAGCACAGUUAAUUUAAAUAAUAACCUAGAAAAUCCGGCUCAGAUGGGAGUAAUCCAUGAUGAAUCAUCUGGAACUGAAGUUCUAGAAGUUGGAGCAAUGAUUACAACAGACGGAAAUCCUGAAAAUGCAACCAGUUUAUUACAAAAAGAAGAAAAUCGAUUUCUUUUCGAAAGAUCAAAGGAAUUAUUUUUUGCAGAAAGUAGCGAGGAUCACAAUCUGAAGUAUUUGAUCUGCACAAGUGAAGGGCUGAUGAGAGCCAUUUGGCGCAUACUCUACCAACUAAAUCUUCAAGAAUUCUUCUACUACACGAGCAUUCACGGUGGCGAGGAAAUGUACAAUAGCGAAGACGACUUACAGCUUUGCUUUAAGCAUGUCGUGGACCAUGGCAACUGGCCUGUAAAUCUAUACGUCUUAUUGCCACGUCUAAAGCACCUGCUCCACAGUAAGGGAGUACAGUUGGAUAAGCUAGAUCUGUCCAAAAUAUCGCCCAAAAUAAUGAGCCCUUGGGAAUUAAGUUACUACUCGGAUUUUGAUAACAUCGUUGAACAAGAGUACAUGAGGCGCACUGGCGAGGAAAUUGAUGAUGUGUUGCAAUUGUGCCAAGAGAGAGAGAAACUAUAUGUGUGCUGUUGGAUUCAUAACCAGUGGCUACCACGAGUUCCAGGAAUCGCUGAUGAAACGCUAAAUGCUGAAUUCGGAGGAGUAGAGCCAGUUCUAGAAAGGAUUUUAUUGAAGAAAAUAUGUGGCGUUGGAGAUGGAGAUGUGAAUAUACCAACUGAAAUAGUUUCAAUUUCCUCAAGUCCAAGCACUGCUUGUGGUGCAGAUGAACUUAGUCAGUCGCCAUCACAGCUCAACAACUUGAGUUUUGUGGACGUGCUGAAUGUGGAAUCAGCUUCGCAAGUAUCACAAAUGAUAGUCGAUCCUCUAAUAUCCUAUCAUAUUGAGGAAACGUCACAGGUGCCAGAAACUCCAACUGAUACGCCAGCGUCAUUGCAAAUUGCCAAUGUCAAGCAGGAACCCAUCAGUUUUCUUAACAACCAACGCGCAAUUUGCGACACCGAAAAUUGCCAGUGGGAACACAUUAAUCCCGAGGAGCAAACAAUAGACUUGGACACCAACGACAGCGAUGGACCAAGCCUGUCCUGCUUUGCCAUACAAAAUCAGAAUUCCGAGAACCAACUAAAUUUUAUUCUAGAGGAUUCUAUGCUUGCAGACGAUCAUGAUUACGUUAAGAAACCAGAAGUGCCGAAGGCCACAGACCCUGCUCAAUUGGGGACUAACGUAAACACGUUGAGUGGUCGGUCUACGCCAAUAGUUCAGGUUUCUGUGAUUCCUCAAAAGAGACAGGCACCCAGCCCAGGAUUAAAUUGCAAGCGAAUCAAACUGAUGAACGAUAAGGUUCCGCAACUAAGGCACGAGUUUCAGCCGUUGCCGAUGGGUGUGGUAGUGGGCCGGCAAAAUGCGGUUAGACUUCCCGAUUCUGAAGAUAUCAGAACGUGUCAGACUGCGAAAACCACACUCACGGAAAGACCUCCUCAUCAUCAAGUAAACAUUACUCCAUCACAGGACUUCGCAGUUGGCAACACGCUGUUGGAAUGCUCCCAGCUCCAAGAUCUACUAGAUUCUAACGAUGUCGGUACUUGCAAGGUAAAUAAAGAAGAUCAUCCUGUUUCUACCAUCGCUCGUACACCGAAGCGCCUUGUCGCUUCCUCUCCCCAAAGCAGCGUUAUAUUCCGCAAUCUUGAGCUAUUCAGUUUUUUUAAUUCGCUGACUCUAGAGCAAAUAAUAAAGUACCAAAUCGAAGGACAUCUGCCGGGGGCAACUUAUCAGAAAGCGGUGGUCAAGGUCAACGAUAAAUUGUGCAAUGUCAGGGGUCCAUUGAUCCCAAGUCUUUUUCCCUACCUCUCAUCCUCGCUGCGAUCUGAUCUGGAGCUAGUGCUCCAUGAUUUGGGAGAAUUCUGCUACAAACGCACCUGGCCGGCACAUUUGGAUGCCACGGUGGACCUUCGCAAACGGGUUCUAUUCCUAUUUAUGAAUUUGAGCCCGAAAUUCGCGCCAUUUUCCAUUAAGUUCGAUAAUGAAACCAGGGAAUGGGGUACCUGCAACGAAGUCAGCAAGUGUGAUAAGUCAUUAGACCAACGAGACACUGCCUUCAACGCAGUGGAGCUGAUCAAGCCAAAUAUUCUGAACAGUAUCGAAAACUUAAAAUGUAAAUCGGUUACUUAAAAUUCAGCGAAUCA